AUGGCUGCAAAGGGAAAGGCAAAAGUGUCCAGCGUAAUGAGCGGAUCAAAAGGCAAGAAAAUACGCGCUAAGAAGGCAACCGACGUAAUGAGCAAGAAGGAGUUCUACAACCUAGCACUCCCCUCAACAUUCGGAAUAAAGCACGCAGGCGUCACCAUAAUAGACAGAAGCCAGGGAAACUACUUCGCCCCAGAUGCAAUAAAAGGCAGAACUUUCGAGGUAAACCAGGGAGAUCUCGCCCCAGGAUCAGCAGCACAAUCUUUCAGGAAGUUCAAGUUCGUAGUUGACGGAGUCCAAGGAAAAGACGCAAUCAGCAGCUUCCACAGUAUGGAACUCACCAGCGAUAAGAUCAAGAGCAUCCCAAAGAAGUGGCACACUCUCAUGGAGGCAUGCGUGAAAGUAGACACAACAGACGGAUACACCCUCAGAGUCUUCACAAUCGCAAACACGAAGAGAAAGGCAAAGUCCACGAAGAAGAACUGCUACGCAAAACUCUCCCAGGUAAAGGCAAUUCGACAGAUAGUCUUCAAAAUAGUCAGAGAAGAACUCGGAGCAGGAUCAAUCCACGACGCAAUGAAGAAGCUCAUGGCAGAGUCCAUUGGAGCACGGAUCGAGCAGGAGGGAAUAAAGAUAUACCCCCUCCAGAACUGCCACGUCAAGAAGGUAAAGGUCCUCAGAAGACCAAAGCCAGAUGAGUCAGCGUUUGAAACGAGACAGCGCGGGAAAAAGGUCGAAGUAGACCUGGUCCAGGAAUAA
Nematocida major is the source of this 756-nucleotide messenger RNA. Its product is annotated as small subunit ribosomal protein S3Ae. Gene Ontology annotation, molecular function: structural constituent of ribosome. Bases 1 to 756 code for a protein of 251 amino acids. Gene Ontology annotation, biological process: translation. Gene Ontology annotation, cellular component: cytosol; ribosome. The transcript has a single exon. NCBI's taxonomy places the organism in Eukaryota, Fungi, Microsporidia. The record is from RefSeq and is a predicted model, not a curated record.